This is a messenger RNA of Fusarium subglutinans, 1464 nucleotides long. RefSeq lists its product as uncharacterized. The coding region runs from base 1 to 1464 and encodes 487 amino acids. The transcript has 7 exons. The record is from RefSeq and is a predicted model, not a curated record. NCBI's taxonomy places the organism in Eukaryota, Fungi, Ascomycota, Sordariomycetes, Hypocreales, Nectriaceae.
AUGGUUGCGCUUCAGAUAACACUAACGCUGCUUCUCAGCGCCGCAAGCGCUAUUCCGACUAGUGCACCGUGGCCUGAAUACGACAUCAAUGGCCAGCUCCAGGACUUGGCCUUGGACAGGAGAGCGCCCGCUAUCUGCCAGCCCAACGACAAAGAUAUCGUGGCCCUGAGGAGCAACAAAGCAGCUGGAUCUGCAUUCUGCUCAACCUACCUUCAAAGCACCAAAACCAUAACAACUACCCCUCUGGUCACUAGCGACAUGACCAAGAUGGUAACCAAGACGGCAAUACUAGUUCAAAUUCAGAGAGUCCACGUCAAUGUGAAUCACAUAGUUCGAACAAAGGUGAUGAAAACACUUUCGACGGUGGUCACGGAGACACAAACAGCUACUGUUACCGACUUUUCGACUCAGACAAUCACGAAUACCAUGACGGAUCUUUCGACUGACACAGAUACUACUCAAAUGACCGAGACUCAGACACAGCAGUUGACGGAUGUAGUCACUGAGCAAGUCACCCAGACCAUCACCAAGACAAUCGACUUGACCUCUACCGUGGACGUUACAGACAUUGAUACGCAAGAGAUCACCGUGAGUGUCCCAACCACAGUCACAGUCACAGUCACAGUCACAGGAGCAGCUCCCACAACUUCAGUUGGCACAGAGUACCACUGCGCUAUUGCUGGUUAUGGACAUAGUUCGUAUUCAGUCGGCUCAAGCUCUGCUAACACCUUCGACGCUUGCAAGACGUUUUGCCAAACAAAGCAGGGCGCUGUCAGCUUUGGAUUUGGACCUGGCGCGUGCGCAUGCUACAACCAACCAGCGGCUAUCAACACAAAUCCAAACCCAGCCAGUAGCUACAAAUUCUAUGAUUUUGGAUGCCCGUCGGCAAGCAAGCCGGCCAAGCGAGCCGUGUCUAUCAAGCAGGUUCCUUCUUACCUGCCACUCAAGGAUCCUAGCGUUGUUAGCAGUGCUUGUUCGUGUCACAUUUCCAACAAACCGGCUGCCGCAAAAACACAGACCGUUGCUGCCAAGGAAACCAAGACUGUCACUAAUAUGGCAAAAGAGUAUACAACAAGCUAUAUUAAAAAGAAGCAGGUGACUACCAUCUACAAUCAAGUAACCAGAAUGGCAACAGACUUCAAAACCUUGGCGGUAACAAACCGCGACACCAAAUCGGUGACACAGCGCAAGAGUGCCACGACGACCAAGCCAGUUACUGUCACGGUGACAAACUACACAACCGUGGUUGUCACUAACUACAACACGGUCGGUGUUACAAACCGCUACACGAUCCAAACUACGAACUACAAUACUGCAUCUGCCACUGCGUAUAACAGUGUGUUUGUAACUAAUGUGGAUUAUCUUACGGUCACCGAGUAUGGUACGGUUGUUGCGACUGAUGUUGUGACAAAUACUGUUAUACUUGCUGCAUCGGGUGCAGAUCCAUAUGUUUGGGGGUCUUAG